CAAACACAAGUGUGUGUGGGAGGAGAAAUGGAGAGAAACAGCCCACGCCCUCUAUAGCCAAUGGUCGCUAUGGUAACGUCAGUGUCAUUGACGGAGCCGCAGACAAGAGACAAAACAGCUAAGUGCGACGAACAUCGGAUGCCGCGAACACUCGCUCACCAUAAGUGUCAUAUUUGAGGAUUAUUACACGAACGCUGAAAUCUCCGCUCUUAAGGAUAUUCUUUAUGUUCUCUUCAUGUGUCUGCAAUCCAAAUAAUUGUUAAAGACGCACCCGGAGAUGGAUAUUAUUGAUGAGAAAUGCGAUUAUGUCGGUGCAAUGUUGGAUAUCCUGAUGCAUAAUGAUUUCGAUGUUGAUGUUUGUCAUGAUCAUAGGAGACCGUGAGCAUGCGUUUUUUGGAUGGGCAUCACAUAAGAUAGACUUCAAAUAGAAACCACAUCGCCCGAAAGGCCAAUAUAAUGGAUUGCAAAUGAUUUGAGGCUGAAUUUUCUUUUUUCCCCUUGAACGGAUUACUGAUCCAAACCUUAUAUGAUGCAUUAUACCACACGAUGGUAAACGUCUCUUUGGAUUAAAGGACAUGUAAGCAUUUACAGAGCUUAUUUUUAUUGAAAACAUCCUGACACUUUGUUAAUAUCACAUUAAUAUAAAUUUUUGGACACCAAAGAAGCAAACUAUAUAUAUAUAUACAUAUUUAUAUAUAUAUAUACAAAUAUAUAUAUAUAUAUAUAUAUAUAUAUAUAUAUAUAUACAAACACAUAGUUUAUAGGUAUAUUUUAUAAAAAAUGGGCACCAUUUGUAUGUUUUCCUUUGAAUGAGGAGAUUAGCCAGUGGAAUGUUAAUAGCCACCAAAAAUACAAUAAGGAAAAGAGAAAACAAUGUUGUGUACAGGGGCUUGGAUGUUCAUAUGGUGCCCAAUAUUUUUUGCAUCUUUUUUAGCAGCAGGAGGUGCUUUCUCUGGAAUAUUUAAUGCUUCAGAGAAGGAUAUUUUUAGUGACUUUGAGCAGUUCCAUGAACCAGAACUAGGAAAAGCCACUCUUCACCCUAACUUGUACUUUAGCCAAGAUGAUGUACCACUGUUGAGACAAAGGUCAACCACAAGUCAUAACCACGUUUUUAAAAUCAUCCGGGCAGCAGUGUUGACUAUGCUCUCCACAAGGCCGCUUUACAUGCCUCCAGCAAAGCACAGUGAGUUCACCAACAAGUGGAAUGAGAUUUAUGGCAACAACCUCCCACCUCUGGCUCUCUACUGUUUACUGUAUCCGGAAGACACUGCUACCUUACAAUUCCUGUUUAAGUUUAUGGACAGAAUGUCGGAAUAUCCAGACUGGAAAGUAACCAGUGCACCUAAUGAAGAAGUGCCAACAGCUCAUUCACUCAGCGGAUUUGCUACUGCUUUUGACUUCAUCUACUCGUUUCUGGAUGAACAGCGCCGGGAGCUGUACUUGAAGAGAAUACGUUCUGAAACUGAAGAGCUCUACAUGAUGUCAGAGUACAGGGGAUGGGGGAAACACUUUUUACAAAAUCAUCAAACCAACAAUAUUGUAGCUAUUUUGACCGGUGCAAUAGUUCUGGGUGCACAUGACACAAAGUCGAUGGUUUGGAAACAGGUGUCUGUAAAUUACAUGGAGAAGACAAUGUUUUUGUUGAACCAUGUUGUUGAUGGCUCUUUGGAUGAGGGAGUGGCAUUUGGGAGUUACACAUCAAAAUCUAUCACACAGUAUGUUUUUCUAGCCGAGCGCCACUUUAAUAUAGACAACACAAAAAACAAUUGGCUUCGAAAUCAUUUCUGGUUUUAUUAUGCCACUUUGCUGCCAGGCUUUCAGAGAACGGUUGGCAUAGGGGACUCAAACUACAACUGGUUCUAUGGACCAGAGAGCCAAUUAGUUUUUUUAGAUUCUUUUGUUAUUAAGAAUGGUUCAGGAAACUGGCUAGCACAGCAGAUAAGGAAGCACAGACCCAAAGAUGGUCCUUUAGGUCAGUCCUUUGCCCAGCGCUGGGCAACCCUUCAUACAGAGUUUAUCUGGUAUAAUGCCGGCCUUAUACCACAGCCCCCUGUUGGGUACAGUCAGGCUAAGAUGCACAUAUUCUCAGACUGGGGCGUGGUGACCUACGGGGCCGGUUUACCUAUGUUUCAAGGAAAUACCUUUGUCUCGUUUAAAUCAGGAAAGCUGGGUGGUCGGGCAGUAUUUGACAUCGUCCAUACCAAAGCUUACUCGUGGGUGGAUGGCUGGAAUAGCUUUAACCCUGGUCAUGAGCAUCCGGACCAAAACUCAUUUACUUUUGCUCCUAAUGGACAAGUAUUUGUUUCUGAGGCUUUAUACGGCCCCAAAUAUAGCUACUUAAACAACGUGUUGGUGUUUAGCCCCUCUCCAACAAGCCAAUGUAAUGCUCCUUGGGAAGGGCAGCUUGGGGAGUGUGCCAAGUGGCUGCGAUGGACUGACAAAGGUGUUGGAGAGUGUGCAGGAGAGGUGAUCACCGCCUCCGCACACAGAGACACUAUGUUUGUGAGUGGGGAGGCGGUAGCAGCGUAUUCCACAGCUAUGAAAUUAAUGAGUGUGUACCGAGCUCUGGUUCUUCUGAACUCACAGACUCUUCUGGUAGUCGACCAUGUUGAGAAAAGGGAGGACUCACCAGUGAACACUGUCAGUGCAUUUUUUCACAACCUGGACAUCGACUUUAAAUAUGUCCCCCAUAGGUUUAAAGACAUAUAUAAUGGGGCAUUGAUGGAUGUCUGGGAUGCUCAUUACAAAAUGUUUUGGUUUGAUGAUCAGGGCUACAGCCCCAAUACACAGAUACAGGAGGUAGAGCAGGCGGCAGAGUUCAAAAAGAGAUGGACACAGUUUAUCAACGUCACAUUUCCUUUCACAGGUUCAGUUGUUAGAAUGGCUUAUGUGAUGCAUGGGCCUUACAUUAAGGUUUCCAACUGCAGGGUCAUUGAAAACAGUAAGAAUGGAAUCAAACUUUCCAUCAUCAUAAACAAUACUGAAAAAAUAGUUUCUAUAGUAACCAAUCACAAAGACAUUGGGGCCCGUUCAGGCUAUCUGGGCUUUGGGGGCUAUGCUAAGAUCGAAGACCAACAUCACACUAUCCGUUUUGGCUUGGGGGCGCAUCUUGUCAAAAAACAGACAACGCUACAAAAUCAUCUGUUUGACUUAGGAUUUAUGGUAAACGUUUUAGCCGGGAUAAUACUGUCUGUGGCCAUAGUAAUUCUGACCCUUCAGCGCAAAAUGUAUGUUUGCUUUAGUAGACUGUUGCGCUACGCUCUGCUCUCUGUGUUGCUGCUGUGGACCAGUGAGCUCCUGUUUGUGUCAAACAGCUGUGACCAGCUUCUGUGUCGGGUCAAGUGGCGAGGAGCCACCGCUGACCCUAAACUCAGCAAGCAGAUGAAGCUCCUUCUACCCACCGUAGUGAUAACAACCCUCCCUGGCUCUGGAUCGGACAUCCUUAAGCAGCUUUUUUACAACAAUACAGACUUUGUCUACUUAACCAUUCCUACAGAACACUUGGAUAUACCAGAAACAGAGUUUGAAUUUGACUCUUUAGUGGAUGCUUGUGAAUGGACUCGAUCAGAAGCCCAGCAUGGGCGUUUUAAAAUGAUUCAGGCCUGGCUACAUUCAUUGGUCGACAACACCCACUUAUUCUUGCAAAAUAUUCCACUCUUUGAAAGCAGCCAUAUCAAACAUGCCCCAAGAGUUAGUCUCCCUCACAAGUGGAAAAGGCUGAGAAGAAAAGAGUCAGUGACUGAAAUAAAAGGACGGGCUCGAGCUGCUUUGGACAGAGACAUUGAGUAUGUGAGAGAGUUGAGGAAACACACGGCAGAACACCCAAAUGCAUGUGUUGUUCUGAAUCUGUGCAGUGGCAGUUGGGCUCUUAAACUUCCUUUUGUCCAAGAAGUUAUUGGCACUUCUCUUAGGGCCAUCCAUAUCAUCAGGGACCCUCGAGCAUGGAUCUACAUGAUGCUAUAUAACAGCAAACCUAGCCUCUAUGCCCUUAAAAACAUCCAACAGCACCUAGCUCUUAUGUUUCAAAAAGACAUGCUUGGAGACAAAUGUACAAAGUUUGCAGCUGAAUUUAGGAUGCUGUGGCGCCUCACAUCGCGUUCAGAGACCAGUCCAGUGUUGUUGCUGGCCCACCUGUGGCUUGCUCACACCACUGCUGUUCUAAGAGUUACAGCAACCUUACCUGAGGAUUCCUAUCUCCAAGUCAGGUUUGAGGAUGUUGUAAAUGAUCCGCAAGACACAGCUCAGAAAAUACACUCCUUCUUAGGGAUCCCAGUGUCACCCUCAGCUUUAAACCAGCUUGAGUUCACCACAUCCACAAACUUGUAUAACUUAAUGUAUGAGGGCGAAAUAUCACCAGACAAAAUUAACAUAUGGAGUAAAAACUUGCCAAGGAGAGAUAUUAGAAUCAUUGAGGACACAUGUGGGUUCCUGAUGAAACAACUUGGGUAUCAAAGGUUCAAUGAUGAUUAGCUGCAAAGCCAGCUGUUGUUUUGGGUUUUAAAAAGUUUUUUGAUUUGAAUUGAAAAUUUGGGAAAUGAUAAAUUAUAGGCAAAUUACAGUACGAUUGUUAGAGCUGCACAAUUAAUCGUGAAACACCCACACGAUCUGAGUGCUGCACUUAUUACUGUUAUAUUCAAUAAUAGAGAAGCUACUCUAUCAGAGUGCUUUCAUGAAGUUGACCAUCAAGUUUUGAGGAAACAACAUAACAAAAUGUUUUAUUUUAACAAAAUUUUAACUGUUUAUAGGUUAGAAUUGGCAUGUUUGAUCUAUUGUAUCUUUCUUUAAAUACAUCUCCAAGCAAUCUGUAUAUGAAACAUAAUGACAAGGUUAUUUUCAUAUAUUGACAUUAGCAAAUUGAUCAAUCUUUCUUUCUCUCAGACCUCUAAUUGUAAAUGUCACCUUACCAAUUUUUUUUAAUUUCAAGUAACAUGAACUAACAAUGAACCAUGUUGAUUUCUCAGCUUUUAUUCAUGUUAGUGUUUGUUCAUUUCAAUGUUAACUAAUACAUUUAUAAAAAAAUUAAAGGAUGACAAUUUAGUUAAUGCACUAUAAACUAACAUGAACAAAUAAAUUGAGAUAAACCAACUUAAACAAGAAUGAAUAAAUGCUGAAAAACUAUAUUGCUCAUUGUUCGUUCAUGUUCAUGCAUUUACUAAAGCAUUAGCUAUAAAGCAUCAUUUUCUGUCAGCUGCUUAUGAGCUUUUCUUGAUAUAUGUAUUUAUUUUAGCCUUUGUUAUUGCAGACAGAGUGAAAGUGAGCACUGAAGGGAGAGGAAGGGGCGUUAGAUAUUUAAGCUAUAAUUUCGGCAAAUUUUUUUCUACAAAAAUGCAUUCUGCUGUGUCAAAAUAUCAUUGGAUUUUACAGCAUUAAAUAGUUUCAAACCUGUAUGACUUUCUAAUCCACUGCAGAACACAAAAGAUAUUUUGAUGAAUGGUGAAAACUGAGCAUCGGUUGUAAGCUUCACCUUGCAUUGGUUUUAGUCUAUUCAAUAGAAGUAAAUGGGUACCGCCUUUGUUCGGAGUAAAUGAUGACAAAAUUAAAAUUUUGGGGUGAACUAUCCUUUUAAUAAGCAAUUGACACAUCAAUGUUCUUUACAUGAUUGUCAUGUGUUCUUUAAUUAGUCCCUAUUAUGAAUUUAUGAUGUUGAUGUUGUAUGAUAGGAGAAAAAAUGCAUUGUUUAUUGUUGUCUGAUAUAAAAAAAAAUAACAUUUUUGUCUACACGCCCAUAGUGAAGUUUAUCUUGUACAAGAUGUUUAUGAAAGAAAACUGUUUUCAUGUACCAUACACUGUUACCUCUUACUGGGCAUAUUCUAAAGUAAUGUAUUGGCAACGCUGUUGCCAGCCAGGUAAUGUAAGUCAUACAUAUACAUUAAUAGCGCGUUAGAUCAUUUAAAGCCGUAAAACAGUGUUCUUUUAUUGGGGAAAGGUCAUAAACGGCGUAAGCAACAUUUUUUAUGCGCACAUGUCUGGCAGUGUAAUAGUAAAAGUCUCAAACGGAAGUAACAGUAAAAUAAUGCAUAAAAGUCCACUCUCGGAUCAUGCAGUUGGUGUAGAAAAAUGACAAAAUGAAAAACUGUUGUUGCACUUGCCGGUGAAACGGAUGCGAGCCACAGAGGGAGAAGGUGUGCAAGUAAACCUCACUCCCUUACCAAUAGGGCUUCUCUAGCGACAGAUGCUAGAGGCUGCGGUCUUUAGCUACCUUGUUGGAGUGCCCGUCUCUCAUCCAGACCAAUGCUGGUUAUUUGCCCUGCAAAAAUGGGGCGAGAUAUUAAAAUACAGCUUCUGGCCGAUUUCCUGCAUCAUAUUUUAUUACUAGACGGACAACCGAUAGUAACGUCACUGCACAUGAAAAACCUGGCAAGUCUUAAAGUUUCAUGUAAACCUCAUUUUCUGCGUAGCUGGUUUAUUGAUAUGCAUGCAAACACUAGAAAACAGGUUUAUUUUAUAAUCAGAUUUUUGAUAGAUAUUUGUUUAUGUAGUGCAUGUAAACGCACUCAAUGAUGAAAAGUAUCUGUAAAGCUUCAAACUGGAAUGCAUGCUGGAUGCAUAUAACAAAACCCAAUAAUUUAUGAAUGUCAAACAUAAAGCUAUAUUUCCACACUUUCCUUUAUGUACCAUUGCAUGAGUGUACAUUACAAAUCAUCAAUGCAAUUCCUAAUAGAGAAAAAGAUAUCAAAGCAAAAGAAAGUCCAGGGUCAAGAGUCCAACUAACACAAACACUGAUCACCAUAAUAAUGAUAACAAAAGGUAAACCUCAGUUAUUUCUCAAUAACAUCUUAAACAAAUGACAGAAGUGAA
This is a messenger RNA of Triplophysa dalaica, 6798 nucleotides long. RefSeq names its product dermatan-sulfate epimerase-like protein. The record is from RefSeq and is a predicted model, not a curated record. NCBI's taxonomy places the organism in Eukaryota, Metazoa, Chordata, Actinopteri, Cypriniformes, Nemacheilidae. The transcript has a single exon. Gene Ontology annotation, molecular function: chondroitin-glucuronate 5-epimerase activity; sulfotransferase activity. The coding region runs from base 874 to 4470 and encodes 1198 amino acids.